Molecule: messenger RNA, 1130 nt
Organism: Phytophthora infestans T30-4
Lineage: Eukaryota; Oomycota; Peronosporomycetes; Peronosporales; Peronosporaceae
Exons: 2
Coding region: 195-1130 (311 amino acids)
Molecular function (GO): phosphatidylinositol binding
Source: RefSeq, a predicted model, not a curated record
GCGGAACACCUUGCAGACAACCGUUUAUCUGCAUCAGUUUGCCGUGACGCGUUAGAAUCCAGUGUCUGUAACUGGGACACAAGCGAGUCGAAAGGCCUUCCAGUUCUCGAACGAAACCUCCUGUCAACGAACUGCUCCCAAUCGCCAGCAAUCCACCGUCCACAUUUUCCCACUCGCCGCCAUUCACACAGAUCAUGAACGCCGCUACACAUUCAUUAUCGGCGUCAAUCACGUCAGCGUUGGCUCUCAAGCCGUCUACAGUGUACAUCUUACGCGUGGAAAACACUAAAACGCGACAGAGCUGGCACAUCCGUCGAUGCUUCUCGGAAUUCUGCGAGUUGCGUGAAAAGCUCUUGUCUUUGAUUGACGAUCAGAUGGCCGCGUACCUGACUAGUCCAGAGCUGGACAGCUCCGAGGACAGCUACACCGCUAGCUCCAGUAUCAGCUCCAGCGCCAGUACAGCCAGCAUUAGCUCGCAUCGUCGUCACUGUUCGCCUCUGUCCCCGUCCGAUCGCUUCGCGUUUGUGUUCAAGCAAUUCCCACCGCGUAAGCUGUUCGGCUCCCGAUCUAAGCGUGUGAUUGAAACCAGAUCCAUGGCGCUUAACCGCUUCUUACAACAGGCACUGGAGGUUGUGGAGGUGGUUCGCCAACGUCAAUUGAUCGCUAUUUGCUUCAGUAUGAUGACUCAUAUUGAAUCGUUCUUAGAAUAUGGCGUCAGUGAAGUUCAAGACAGUGACGAUGCUCAGCGUUUCAAUAACUUUGACUUUACACGACGCUUCUAUCGCGAGUUUGGUCGGCAAGAGGAACGAGCAGAAAUCUAUGAUGAAGACUCGGACGACGAGGAGAUGCAGAUGCUCAAGAAGACGUGGAGCGCCAUGCUGGAGAGCGAAACUCACGAGAGAAAACUGUACCAUACCGGUAGUCAUUUCUCCAUGUUAGGGACUGGAUACACGUCGGAGACGUGGACAAGACGUAUCGAGAUUGCAGGCAUACAAACUGCAAAGAGCGAAGAGCUGAGCGCUACGUGUCUGGUUGGGAAGACAUCCGAGUGCCAAAGAGCAGAGCAGCGUUUGAACCGCUACCAGUCCAAUUGCCGUAUUCCAGUUCAAGACUACCCCACGUCCGGUUGA